GAAAACUCACGCGUUCCCCGCCAUCUCCCACUCGGCCACCCUCCAGUCUCCACCCCCAGCCAAGCCGCGGCGGAAAACCAGAGUCCAGAGCAGAGAGCGCUGCACCCGCCCAGCCCCUCCGCCAUUACUCCGAUUCCCCAUCCCAGCUUCUCCUCCUUCCCCGGCAAUUAAUGCCGGCAACAACCAGAUCCAGCCCCCGGAAACCUAAGCCCCGCAAACAAAUACCCUCUUCCCAUUCUGCCCCUCCCCCGCGCAUCAUGCCAUUCCGCCCCACGAUCGCGCCCACGCCGCCGCCGCCGCCGCCGCUGACGACGACGACGAGGGGGAGCAGAGAGCGAUGUCGUUCCUCGACCCGCUCGCGUCGCUCGGGCUUGGGUACGCCAUCGCCAUCGCGCUCGGCUUCCUCGUGCUCCUCGCCUCGGUGCUGCUCGCCUCCUACUUCUGCCUCCGCCGCGGGGCCGGCGCGGGGUUCGGCGCCGGCGGCCUCGGCGUGGGGGGCUCCGCGCGGCACGCCGCGUCCUCCGCCUCCAGCUCCGGCCACAUCUCCAUCACCGUGCCCCGCGUCGUCUUCGUGGCCGAGGACUACGACUCCCCGGGGUCCUCCUCCCGCGGCGCCGCCGCCGCGGCCUCGCCCGUCGGCCUCGACCCGGCCGUCAUAGCGACGUACCCGAGGGUGCCCUUCUCCAGGGCCGCGCUGGGGGCGGACGCCGAGGCCGCCUGCUCCAUCUGCCUCUGCGAGUACCGCGAGGGCGAGAUGCUGCGGGUCAUGCCCGAGUGCAAGCACAGGUUCCACCUCACGUGCCUCGACGCGUGGCUGCGCCGGAGCGCGUCGUGCCCCGUCUGCCGCUCCUCGCCUAUCCCCACCCCCGUCUCCACACCGCUCUCAACCCCGCUGUCGGAGCUCGUCCCGCUAUCGCAGUACGCUGCUGACCGUCGCCGGAGCAGGUGAUGGAGGUUUGGGUGAUUCACUGGUGAUGCUUAGCAUAUUUGAACUGUUGGAUUAGAGAGCUUCCAUAACUUAUAGAAAUGUUUGCUUGGUAGCAGUGAAUUGUUGGACCAAGGAAGACAAGCAGUGUACAUACAUUGUUCCCGCGUUCUAAAUUUUAAUAUAGCUUCUAUCUAGUGAGGUUACCUGUGGUCCUAUAAAGUUGUAUGUGCAAUAUCAGUCUCUGAAUUAUCUUUAUUCCAUUUAUAUGAAUUAUAUUGCAGUGUACAUUCUUGUAUGUUGGCUGUAUUGUUUUGGUAGCAAGAAUUUGAAAGAACCUUGCUGUAUAGUUCUCACAAAAUGUGUGAGUGCAGCUGUGCAAGCAAGCUUCUAGCAUCUAAAUGGAAAUUCUAUAUUGUAAGGGAAGGAGAGCAUUCUUCAAUAUAAAAUUCUAGUCAUUGAGAUAUUUCUGGGUCUUGAGAUACUUCUGACACCUGCCUGUCUGAUAAUUUGGAGCACUGGAUUUUGCAGUCACAACUGAUUAAUGUUCAAUAAGAUCAUUAACUUUUGAGGAAGGUAAUUGCAUUUGAGAUGAUCAUUUUGUGCAGAUUCCUCCUAAAAGUUCCAUCUGUAUGUCCCUGACCCCUUUCUAUUUGAAUCAUGCCAUUAUACCUAUUACGGAAAAUUUCAAUUUGUCCAUCCUAUUGACUAGCCUGAAUUUUCAAAUGCUAUCCUUGGUAGGUUGAGUUACUCAUGUUUUCUCUCUGGUUUUUAAAUCUCUGGCUGAACAAUCUCAUUUUUGUAUAUGAAUGUUGCUCCUUUCUCUUGUAUUUUGGUUUCUGGGAUAUUAGUAAACCAACUGCAACUAGCUGAUAUUUAUGACACGUUAUGCAUACCUUAUACCAAAUUUGGGGUUCUUUUAAGGGUAGUUGCAUAUAAAAGGCAAGAUGUUGUCAUGUUAGUGACCUAAGAUUCUUACCUCCCACGCUGUGGUUGCUAACUGCCAAAUUAAUAAUGAACCUAGUAUUGUACUGUAGUACAAUGAUCCAUUGGUGUUCUUCAUUCACCAUCUGUCACCAUUCAACAAUGUAGAGUCAUGGUGACGCUCCCAUUCCUUUUGUUUCUUUCUUUACUUUUUCAGGGAUGGCGGGCCCGUAUAUACCAAGUUGCUUCUCUAUAUGUGUGGGGUUAAUUACUACGUUAAGGUAGCACAUUUCCAUGUCAUUUCAAGUUAAUUCCGUGUGAUGUGAUCAUGUGGGAUUGAGCACCAAUGAAUCAUACCAAAUAAAUUGCUGACGCCAUACCCCUGUAUCUACUAUUCUACUGUGUACAUUGUGGUCUGUUUGAACAAGCAACUUUCUGCAGGGAAAAGGCUGUCUUUGAAGUAACAAGUAUGUUUUGUCAGAACUUGUUAGCCUUGUAUUGUGUUCCCGUGUUUUGUGUGGUCUGCGGAACCCAUGCCAGAGGGUAUGUAUGAUACUGUGAAACUAUGUUUGUUUUGGCCCUAGUGCAAUGCAAAUAGAUUAGUUUCUAUGGUC
This is a messenger RNA of Panicum virgatum (switchgrass), 2463 nucleotides long. RefSeq names its product RING-H2 finger protein ATL67-like. Gene Ontology annotation, biological process: protein ubiquitination. The transcript has 2 exons. The record is from RefSeq and is a predicted model, not a curated record. Lineage: Eukaryota; Viridiplantae; Streptophyta; Magnoliopsida; Poales; Poaceae. The coding region runs from base 338 to 949 and encodes 203 amino acids. Gene Ontology annotation, molecular function: transferase activity.